AUGGGUCUCCCCGCCCUGGAGUUCAGCGACUGCUGCCUGGACAGCCCCCAGUUUCGGGAGACCCUCAAGUCCCACGAAGCCGAGCUGGACAAGACCAACAAGUUCAUCAAGGAGCUCAUCAAGGACGGGAAGACCCUCAUCGGCGCCCUCAAGAAUCUCUCUUCAGCCAAGCGGAAAUUUGCUGAUUCUCUAAAUGAAUUUAAAUUCCAGUGCAUAGGCGAUGCAGAAACAGAUGAUGAGAUCUGCAUAGCAAAGUCUCUGCAAGAAUUUGCCACUGUCCUCAGGAAUCUGGAAGAUGAGCGGUUAAGGAUGAUUGAGAAUGCCAGCGAGGUGCUCAUAACCCCCCUGGAGAAGUUCCGCAAGGAGCAGAUUGGGGCUGCCAAGGAUGCCAAGAAGAAGUAUGACAAGGAGACCGAGAAAUAUUGUGGUGUUUUGGAGAAACACCUGAACUUGUCUUCCAAAAAGAAGGAAGCCCAGCUUCAUGAGGCAGACAGCCAGGUGGACCUGGUCCGGCAGCAUUUUUAUGAAGUCUCCUUGGAAUAUGUCUUCAAGGUGCAGGAAGUCCAAGAGAGGAAGAUGUUUGAAUUUGUGGAACCACUGCUGGCUUUUCUGCAAGGACUCUUCACUUUCUAUCAUCAUGGCUAUGAGCUUGCCAAGGACUUCAAUGACUUCAAGACGCAGCUGACAAUUAGCAUCCAAAAUACAAGGAAUCGCUUUGAAGGCACCAGGUCAGAGGUGGAGUCGCUGAUGAAGAAGAUGAAAGAGAAUCCCCACGAGCACAAGAAUAUCAACCCCAAUACCAUGGAGGGAUACCUAUAUGUCCAGGAGAAACGUCACUUUGGGACAUCUUGGGUCAAGCACUACUGUACAUACACACGGGAAUCUAAACGGAUCACCAUGGUUCCAUUCGACCAGAAAUCAGGAGGAAAGGGGGGGGAAGAUGAAUCAGUAACCCUCAAAUCCUGCAUCCGGAGAAAAACAGACUCUAUCGAGAAGAGGUUCUGCUUUGAUGUGGAAGCUGUAGACAGGCCAGGCAUCAUUACCAUGCAGGCGAUAUCUGAAGAGGACCGAAGAUUGUGGAUGGAAGCCAUGGAUGGCCGAGAACCCGUCUACAAUUCGAACAAAGACAAUCAGAGUGAAGGAACCGCCCAGUUGGACAACAUUGGCUUUAGCAUCAUCAGGAAAUGCAUACACGCUGUUGAAACCAGAGGAAUCAACGAACAAGGGCUCUAUCGGAUUGUCGGUGUCAACUCCCGAGUUCAGAAGCUGCUGAAUGUUUUGAUGGAUCCCAAAACAACCUCUGAAAUAGAAGUGGAUAUCAGUGCAGAGUGGGAGAUAAAGACCAUCACCAGUGCCCUGAAGACUUACCUGAGAAUGCUCCCUGGCCCCCUCAUGAUGUACCAGUUUCAAAGAAGCUUCAUCAAAGCAGCAAAGUUGGAGAACCAAGAGUCUCGAGUCUCCGAGAUCCACACCCUCGUUCAUCGGCUCCCGGAGAAAAACCGGCAGAUGUUGCAGUUGCUCAUGAACCAUUUGGCCAACGUUGCUAAUAACCAUAAGCAGAAUUUAAUGACCGUGGCCAACUUGGGUGUGGUGUUUGGCCCCACACUGCUACGACCACAAGAAGAAACGGUGGCAGCCAUCAUGGAUAUCAAGUUCCAGAAUAUUGUGAUUGAGAUCCUGAUCGAAAACCACGACAAGAUAUUUAACACCGUGCCCGAGAUGCCACAGACAAACGCGCUCCUGCAUUUGUCUCGGAAGAGAAGCAGUGACUCAAAGCCACCAUCUUGCAGUGAAAGGCCCUUAACGCUUUUUCCCACGGGCCAGUCCACCGAGAAACAGGAGCAAAGGAACAGCAUCAUUGACUCUAGCCUGGAAUCUGUCAUUUCAUCGAAUGCCAACAGCAUACUGAACUCCAACAGUGCCCUCCAGCCCAACCUAACCUCAAGUGACCCCGACCUGCCAGCAGUCAAACCCAACAGACCUAACUCACUCCCUCAGAAUCCAAGCCCAACUUCACCCCUCUCACCAUCCUGGCCCAUGUUCUCCGCGCCAUCCAGCCCUAUGCCCACUUCAUCUACGUCCAGCGACUCAUCCCCCAUCAGCUCACCACCCCGGAAAGCAAAAGCCUUGUAUGCAUGCAAGGCAGAACACGACUCGGAGCUGUCCUUCACAGCAGGCACCGUCUUUGACAAUGUUCAUCCGUCUCAGGAACCAGGCUGGUUGGAAGGAACCCUGAACGGAAAGACAGGACUGAUCCCUCAAAACUACGUGGAGUUCCUUUAACUCUGGGCCCCGGGAAGAUCCCACCCGAGCUUUACAUGGUAUCCAUGACAACUGCUGAUCAGUGUUGUAGAUUAUUGCUUUUCGCCACUGGGAAAUGCAAGGCGAAGUACUGUCCAACUACCUGUUGAAAUGAAUGUUUCUGUGAUUUCUGGUGUUACCUGUCUCCAUUAAGUCAUCUCUGGUGGUGGAUGACGAGGUUGCAGGAGUGAGUGGGGAGCAGAUUUGUAACUGGCCGGGGAGGCGUUGGUAGCGCCUGCGUUUCGGCAAUGCUGGGGAAAAACGGGCAGUCUUUUUCUCAUCACCACAUUGGGCAGAGCAGCCUGGAUCUCAGCUCGGAGCCAUUAGAGGGCCCUUCGGGGCGAGGGUGGGGCCAGGGUUGAGAGGGCGCCCUGAAGAGCUAGCUCCCCAAAGGACCUAGGGCCGAGUCCGGUUUUCCAGCAGGGACCUCUCUCUAGCGGCAGCCCUGUCUUUUGCUUUGUUUACAGCAUACCUUUCCCACUCUGUACAACUCCAGCCUGCUUCCCAGACAAGGAUUUUGCCUGAUUGCCUCUCAGGGGUGACAAAGGGUUAAGGCAUUGUUUACAUAAUAUCAAACCACUGACCAUCUCUGCGGCACCUUUUUGCCCAUCCUCAGCAGAUUUCCGACCACUCCUCCCGCACGCGGGCACUCACAGCAGAGACCUCUCUGCUGCCGCUGUGGCCGAGGGCCUCCAUCACCUGGUAACCACAGCAACCUGGCCUGCUACAAAAGAAAACAACAGAAAAAAACGCACUCUCUCUCCAUGUACCUGGUUUCCCCCUCCCCCCCCCCCCAUUCUGGUUCGAGUCUGUUUCCUAAUCGCCAAAACAGCCAAGGAGCAGGCGAUGGGGAGCCAGAGGAAGAGGAGGGGCCUGAAAUCUGAAGGGCCUCCACAGGUCGUGAGAGCAGCAGAGAGGCUCUCUACCCUCUGCUCUUGGGCAUUGCCAAUAGGAAAAUAUAUCUGGAGCAAGCCUUUUUACCGUUUGAGAAUGUAUUGCUGCCAGAAAAAACGUCUGCGCUUCUGGUGGCGUUUUUUUUUUUCUCCCCUGCUGGGAAGAUGUCACUUUUGUUAGAUAACAAGCACACCUGGCUGCUUCUCAUUGCAUCCUGUCUUCCUGCCUCCUCCUCCUCCUUCCCUGCAGACCCCUCUCAACUUGCCCUCCACUGUCCCCACUGUAGAAGAAGAGCCCUCCACAGCCUGGUGUCCAAACCUGCAACAGUGUCCUCAGCCGUUGCAGGUCAGGGUUGGCACUGCCCUGCGGGCCCCUUCAGAGGGUCACGCGGUGCCUGGGCCAAGCCACUCAGACCAAGGAAGUUCCCACAGUGAGGCCAGUUGGAAUUCUGAAAUCACCAAGGGCGGAGGCCUGGAGGCUACCCCGCAAACCUUUGGAUUCAGGACUCUGGACCCCUGGGGGAGGAAGGGCUUCCUUUUUACCCCCUUCUUGCCCUAGAAGGACUUGAGGAUGUGGAAUCCCAGCUCCCCCCCCAUUGCAGGGACAUCUGGGGAUCUUCCCUUCUGCCAUCCCAGGUGCCCAGGGAUCUUUUUGAGGGAAUUAACAUUUUAUAGAUACGCAUAUAUAUAUAUGAAAGAGUUGUUGAAUUUCCAUACACUUCUUUAAUGAAGAAUUAACAUGUAAAUAAUAGGCAAAUCUGAAAUGCUAUGCGGUAAAGUUUUAUAUUUGAUACUUUUUAGCUAGGCUGGAGUGAGCUAGCUGCUCAACUCCUAUACAGCUUGCUCGGUGAGAGAGAGUGCGGGUGCAAGAUGGGUGAGAGAGCGAGUGAGAGGCAGAAGGUAAGCACUGAAUGGCUUAGAGGUCCCAUCUCACUCUUCUCCCACCUCUCCUCCACGUCCUUACCUGGUGGAAGGGGGUUCUCCCUUUUAUUGUUAAAGCACUUCUAGGGCCCCGGUGGUGGAAGAGGGAGGAGGCACUCGGGCCGAUGGGAUGUUAAAAGAAUGAACACAAUUGGUCAGUUUGUAAGUCUGGGGACUGAGAAUGGGAUAGCACCAGGGUGGGUGUUGGCCUGGAGUCUUUAGUUAUUUUCAUUCUUGCAGUGUUUCUCCCCACUGCAUCCUGGGAUCGGGCCUGGCCCCGUUCCCUCCUCUUCCCUCUGCAGUCCUGAAACUUCCAUUCCACCCAAAGAGAAUUCCCCCUCAGAACCUGGGACCUGAUUGCCUAGGAUUUUAUAGGAUUAGGAACUAUGGAUCCCAGUCAUCUUUUACCUCUGGAAACUGUGAAGGCCGUAACUUGGGAUCUUGGAAUCUUACCUGUCCCUCUUUCUCUCCACACCCCACCUCUCACUCUGUCCGGUCUCCUUCCCACGUCCCCCACCUCCUGCACCCAGCCUGUUGAGCCCCGAGUACCCAGAAGUAGGGGUGGUUCGCCACAGACCCCCUUUUCCUGAGAGCCAUUAGUCCUGUGGGCGAUUUAACUGCAGGGCAGGGUGCGAAGGGAAAGAAUGGUUCUCGUAGUGCCCGAUUUUCCAUGCUAUUUUGCUAAUUCUUCAGUCCCACAGUCGUGGUCUCUCAGAGCCUUAGGAAGUCACUGCUGCAGCAGAGGGCAAGACUUCUGAGUAAGAGAAGGACCAAGAGCUGCAGGAGAGGGGUAAGCAGUCACCGAGGAUGACAAGGUGGGUGUCCCCGGGCUCUCGGAGAAGGACCGAGGAAUUCCAGAGCCUGCCCACCCAGGGAAGUGGCAAGGUGUGCCAUCUAGGAAUGCCCACCCAGGGGUAGAUUCUGGGACUUAAAUGAAUCGGAAAAAGACUUGUACGCUCAAAGUUUGCCAUCGCAGGGUUGAACCAGUAGCCCUGGGAACAGCUCUGCUGUAUUCAGCCUCCUAAUGACCCUGUCCUACCUCCCACUAAAGUCAGCACACUAGAGUUGACCAAAUUUCCCUCUCUUUUUUAGUGUUUGAGUGAGAUUGGCAUCUACCCAGGCCUUUCAGGGUGGGAGGGGGCUGAGCUACCUGGAGAGCUUAGCUUCCUGGAGACUGUCAUCAGUCCCUCAGGGAGGUUGGGCUUAGACUUUUUUCAGUUUGGGCUCAUCUAAAGAACUUCCAAAAGGGUGAUGAUGGGGCAGUUUGAAAGCUAAGCACCUUUCAGGCUUGUUGAGGAUUGAGCCGUGAUGAGGGGAGACCCCUAAGCCCUGCCUCUGCCACCACGUCCAAGGGUCUUCCUCGUGGAUUGGGACGAUGCGUCUUUUUCCCCAAGGAAAGAACGUUGCUCAGUGUCUUUACCACAUGCCAGGGAAUGGGAGAAGCCCAGUAACUUCUUAAAUCAGGGUGUCUGUUAGUGGAGAGAUCAUUCAUUCACAAAGAUGAUUCAGCUAUUAUUUCAGGGCCCAGGAGAACAGGGUUUGGAACAUUCACCCUCCUAGUUUAUGUUGAGGAAGGUGGCACUCUGCUCUGCUGUACUUUCUGGGAAUUUAUCCCUUGGGUUGCCACGCUUCAUCAUUCAUCCCUGGGAGUUUUAACUGUCCGUGACCACCGUUGGCACUGAACUUUUUCAGCCCCACAGGGAAGACCCAAAGCCAUUAUUCCUCAGGCAGUCAAAUGCUGGGGAUCCUAGGCACACACACCGAGAGCAUCUCCACAGCCUGUGGGACCAACAGAUCAGGCAGAUGUAGACAUGUGGCCUAUGUACAUGUGUGAGUGUGGGUGGUGUGUGUGUGUGUGUGUUUGUACAUUAAGUAUAGGUGCUCACAUGAACACGGACAUUCUUGAGUCUGCCGUUGUCUAGCCAUUAUAGAGUUUGAGAUUUGUGGGGGAAGAAUUUAAGGAAGGAGAGGGGCAGUUGAGUAGCUAUAAAAAUGAUUGACGGUGUAAAUUAAGUGCCAUUUUAAACGCUUUGUUCUUAUUUAUCGAUAUUUGCUCUCUGCAGCCGAGUUCUCUGUCACCUUAUUAAAAGCCGUGUUCCGAAACACCCACUAGCCGUGCUUAGCGUCUAAGGCUAAGUGACCAGAUUCAAAGAGCUGUCGAUAUUUUCUCGGCAAAAUACAUGCAUGUUUAAUUCCUAAUUUAGGCUACUUCUGAAUGUGUUUUAAAGUGCUGUGCGGUAUAAUAAAUAUUAAUAAAGUACUUACAAAUGGCACCUUAAUGUUCAAAAUUUCACGAUAUAUUGCACUAUUUUAAAUUUCAACCCAGUAUUUGGUCUUGACUGGUGUGUAGAUUCUGAUUCAGUAAUUCAAGUAUAAUCUGUGGAUAGGGUGUAAUUGUUGUUUUUCCAGGUUCAAGCAAAAACAGUUUUGCCAAGUUUGGGCCUUUUUUAAGUGUGCUAUUGCUUUAUCCAGCAGCAUUUACAAAAACUUUGCGAUUUUUGUCCAAGCGGCCUUGAAACCUUUGCUUCUGUUCUUUGGUUUGGUUUGUGUGACAAUCCAGUGAAAUGAGUGGAAGUAUGAUUUUUGAAUUAAAUGAAUUUUCCAUUUGGUGGUAA
Molecule: messenger RNA, 6730 nt
Organism: Ornithorhynchus anatinus (platypus)
Lineage: Eukaryota; Metazoa; Chordata; Mammalia; Monotremata; Ornithorhynchidae
Gene: ARHGAP26
Product: Rho GTPase activating protein 26
Exons: 23
Coding region: 1-2283 (760 amino acids)
Biological process (GO): signal transduction
Cellular component (GO): cytoplasm
Molecular function (GO): protein binding; GTPase activator activity
Source: RefSeq, a predicted model, not a curated record